AUGGCCCUGCUGCUCCCAGCUCUCAUGGUCGCCCUGGCCCUGGCCCUGGCCCGGGUCCUGGAAGCUGACGUCCUGGAUGCGGACAGCUCCGUGCUGGUGGCGCGCGGGCUGCGCAUCAAGGUGAGCGAGGCCUACCGGUUCCGCGUGGCGCUGCCCGCCUACCCCGCAUCGCUCUCUGACGUCUCCCUGCUGCUGAGCGAGCUGAGGCCCAAUGACUCAGGUGUCUACCGCUGUGAGGUCCAGCACGGCAUCGAUGACAGCAGCGACGCGGUGGAGAUCAAGGUCAAGGGGGUCGUCUUUCUCUACCGGGAGGGCUCUGCCCGCUAUGCUUUCUCCUUUGCCGGGGCCCGGGAAGCCUGUGCUCGCAUAGGCGCCCGCAUCGCCACUCCAGAGCAGCUCUACGCCGCCUACCUCGGGGGCUACGAGCAGUGCGACGCUGGCUGGCUGUCGGACCAGACCGUGAGGUGGGCUGGGGCCAGCGGAGGUGGACGCCCGGGAGGAGGGGCCUGCGGGGGCGCGGCCUGGCCCUGGACCCGAGCCUGCGCCCCCAGGUAUCCCAUCCAGACCCCGAGAGAGGCCUGCUACGGUGACAUGGACGGCUUCCCCGGUGUCCGGAACUACGGCGUGGUGCACCCGGACGACCGCUACGACGUGUACUGUUAUGCUGAGGACCUGAACGGGGAGCUGUUCCUAGGCGCCCCUCCAGAAAAGCUGACGUUGGAGGAGGCCCGGGCAUACUGCCGGGAGCGGGGUGCAGAGAUCGCCACCACGGGCCAGCUGUACGCAGCCUGGGAUGGUGGCCUGGACCGCUGCAGCCCUGGCUGGCUGGCCGACGGCAGCGUGCGUUACCCCAUCGUCACGCCCAGCCAGCGCUGCGGUGGGGGCCUACCUGGCGUCAAGACGCUCUUCCUCUUCCCCAACCAGACCGGCUUCCCCAACAAGCACAGCCGCUUUAAUGUCUACUGCUUCCGGGACUCUGCCCACCCUUCUGCCAUUCCUGGGGCCUCCAACCCAGCCUCUGAUGGGCUCGAAGCCAUCGUCACGGUGACAGAGACCCUGGAGGAGCUGCAGCUGCCUCCUGAAGGGAUGGAGAGCGAAUCCAGGGGAGCCAUCUACUCCAUCCCCAUCAUGGAAGAUGGGGGAGGCAGAAGCCCAACUCCCGAGGGCCCACCAGAGGCCCCCAGCACCCUCCUAGAAUUUGAAACUGCAUCCAUUGUACCUCCCACGGGGUCCCCAGAGGAAGAAGAAGUGUACGGGGACGAAGAAGAGGCAGAGGAGGAGGAGGACGUAUGGGCAUGGCCUGGUGAACUCAGCAGCCAGGUGCCCUCACAAGAAUCGGAGGACUGGCUCUCCCAGGCACCGUGGGUCCUGCAGCCGGGCACAUCGCCAGCUCCUGAGGGAGACUCAGAAGCUCCCCGACCUCCAAGGCUCCGCGGACCACCUACCGAGGCUCUGCCCGCUCCCACAGAGGGGAGCCCAGCACCCCCACUGCCUUCCACUCCAGCUGGGGCGAGAGAGGUGGGGGAGGAAACUGGGGGUCCAGAGCUCUCUGGGGUCCCUCAAGGAGAAAGCGAGGAGGCGGGGAGCUCCGAAGAUGCUCCCUCCCUGCCUCCUGCCACUGCAGCCCUCCCAGGGACGAGGGAACUGGAGGAGGGCCCCUCUGAGAACUCUGGAAGAGCAGCCCCCGCGGGGACCUCGGGGCAGGCCGCUCCCGUGCUGCCCACUGACAGCGCCGGCCGAGGUGGAGUGGCCGAGGCCCCCUCACCAGGUGACUGCGUACCCAGCCCCUGCCACAACGGUGGGACGUGCGUGGAGGAGGAAAAGGGGGUCAGCUGCCUGUGCUUGCCUGGCUAUGGGGGGCCUCUGUGCGAUGUCGGCCUCCGCUCCUGCAGUCCGGGCUGGGACGCCUUCCAGGGCGCCUGCUACAGGCACUUCGCGGCGCGCCGCAGCUGGGAGGACGCGGAGAGCCAGUGCCGAAGGCUGGGCGCGCACCUGGCCAGCGUGCGCACGCCCGAGGAGCAGGCCUUCCUCAACGGUCGCUACCGAGAGUACCAAUGGAUUGGGCUCAACGACAGGACCAUCGAAGGUGACUUCUUGUGGUCGGACGGCGUGCCUCUGCUCUACGAGAACUGGAACCCUGGGCAGCCUGACAGCUACUUCCUGUCUGGAGAGAACUGCGUGGUCAUGGUGUGGCACGACCAGGGGCAGUGGAGCGAUGUGCCCUGCAACUACCACCUGUCCUACACCUGCAAGAUGGGGCUGGUGUCCUGUGGGCCCCCGCCGGAGCUACCACUGGCCCGAGUGUUUGGCAGCCCACAGCCACGCUAUGAGGUAGACACUGUGCUUCUAUACCGGUGCCAUGAAGGCCUGGUCCAGCGCAACCUGCCCCUGAUCCGCUGCCGGGAGGAUGGCAGCUGGGAAUCCCCUCAGAUUGCCUGUGUGCCUGGAAGGCCCGCCCAUGAUCCACCCCCAGCGAAGUCCUGGGGACACCCGGGAAGGCUACCGGGCCAGAGGCCACUGCUGACCCCUCCUUCUAGCCCUGCUCCUGGCCCUGAGGGAACGAGGCCUUGAACACUGCUGUCUGGGCCCUGUCCUCUACCCGCAUCCCUCGCACCCUGUGCCCUGAGCCACAGGAAGUGACAGCUGAGAGGCCAGGAGCGCGUGACAGGGCUUCUGGGACAUCCUGGCCACUGUAGCUAGGCCUGGCCCUCUCUUCCCAUGGGUGAGCCCUAGGGGGUUUCGUGCCCACUCACUCUUGGUAUUCACAGGGCUUUUGGGAUGGAGUACCAGUAACACCAGCAGGAAAUAAAAGUGUGCUUAAG
Fukomys damarensis (Damara mole-rat) is the source of this 2822-nucleotide messenger RNA. RefSeq names its product brevican (gene Bcan). Gene Ontology annotation, biological process: cell adhesion. The transcript has 14 exons. The record is from RefSeq and is a predicted model, not a curated record. NCBI's taxonomy places the organism in Eukaryota, Metazoa, Chordata, Mammalia, Rodentia, Bathyergidae. Gene Ontology annotation, molecular function: hyaluronic acid binding. Bases 1 to 2571 code for a protein of 856 amino acids.